UUCUCCAAAUAGCUUAGAAAAUGUAGAAAUAUGACAAAUAAGUAAAGUAGAUUUUACUGUUGUAUGUAUGACAAUAGUUAUUCCAAAAGAAAACUGCUGUUGCAAAGCAAAUCACUACUGUAUGUGCUCUCUGCAUCACUCUGUAUCUGUAAAGUAAAAUUUAAAGAAUUUAGAUAUGGUUGUAUACUUCACUUUUUAUCAAUCACAAGUUAGAAAAAUGGAAACUUUAUAGCUCUUAAAGAGAAAAACACCCUAUAGCUACUGUAUCUGGCACAUUUUGCUUAAAAAUGUAUUGUUGUCUUUCGAGGUGACAUCUUUAAAUCUUUUUCAAGGGAUUUGUGCACAUUUCAUUUUUUGAUGAUGAAAACAUGCUGACAAACCCACUUUUUAACCAGUAACUUUUACCAGCAUUCUUCCUGCCUUUUGCUCCUGAAUAACAAGUUUUGGGUUGAUACAGCUGCACAGUUAAAUGUCAAAUGAUUGGCAAUUUAGUUAAUUAAAAAUUGGCUUCGAAAGACUUUUUUGUGAUUGAAGAUUGAAGUAGAAAAAUUAUCUUCUGGUCUACGGUGAUUAAUAUCCUUAAAAAAAGAAAUACCAUUUUAGUGAGUGGAAAGUGAAAGACACCUGUAUCUUACUAUCUGCAUUACUCAGAUUUAAUCAGAUUAUUAACAUUCUUAAUGGGUUUUUUUUGUUUGUUUGGAUGCUAAUCCAGUAAAAUGCAAAGGAUUUAUUAUUUAUUCCAUAUUGCAUCUAAAGCACAUUUUCAAAAGUUUAUCCUCUAAAUGAGGAACAACAUGUGUGCUAUCUGGUAGAUUAUGGCAUAUAUGUCAGGGUUGUGCAGUAUGUUACAUCAAUAUCAUGAUAAGAGAGUACAUAUCAUCUUAGAUUUGUAAGUGUUGUCUUUCUGGUUUUAAAAGCUGCAUUACAGUAAAGUGAUGUAAUUUUCUGAACGUACCACACUGUUUUAACUGUUGUAUUAUUUGCCUUUACCCACUCAGUCAUUAUAUCCACAAUACUGAUGAUUAUUUAUGAAAAAUCUAACUGUGUAAAUAUUUUGUUAACGCACCAAUGGUCAACCCCACAAUAUCAUCACAAUUUCAACAUCAAAGCAUUUGGUAGAGAAAAAAAAGAUAGAUUUCCUACAUUUAACCCAGCCCUUGAAAUGUCCAACAAAUGAGACAUUUAUAUUGUAGAAUACUCAGUCACACACUUGAUUAUGGUUGGCAGUAAACUUGUAUAGAUUAUUAUACAUCACAUUGAUGCAGAUUGUAUUAUGUAGAUUUUAUUGCAUUAUAAAAAUAGACUCUGGAGGACUGUUGACAGGCUUCUCCACUUCAAAGGCUGAAAUUAGUUUAAUCACUUCAUCUUUUUAUUCAUGUUUCCUUCCAGAGAAGUUCGAUUCUUCGAGAUCUAAAUUGGAUUAUCUAACCCUGGAUAGAUGACUGUCAGCUAAUAAACAGACAACCAGGACUUACAUUUUUAGUUGAGUAUUGGCACCAGGAGGACUAACCCUCAACAGAAUUGCCUUCAGAGCAGCAAAAUGUCAAACACUGACUUGGAGAGACUUGAGUUUUUCAACAGUAUCCUGAAUGGUUGCGGUGUAGGGCCAUCCUGUAAUAACUCUCUGAUUUUCAACAACACAUGCUUUGAUAAUGGGCUGGAGAUUUUUGAUGAUGAUGGAUCUCCCUGGCUAAGGAUAGUCAUCUCUGUGGUGUACUUUGUUGUGGCUACAGCCGGAGUGGUGGGGAAUUUAUUAGUGAUGUUCUUGCUGUAUUCGACUCACACCAUCACAACAGGCACCAUCAACUUCUUUGUGUUCAACCUAGCUUUGGCUCAUUUGCUGUUCUCCCUAGUCCUGCCAUUUUGGGCCAUAGACAUUGCACUGGACUACAGUUGGCCCUUUGGCCGGGUCAUGUGCAAGGCUGUGUCCUUACUCACUGGGCUCAAUGUCUUUGCUAGCUGCUUUUUCCUGACAGCUAUGAGUUUGACCCGGUACUGCUAUGUGGCUACUGCUCUCAAACCCAGCGCCUCCCAGUGCAGUAGAUCUUGCACUUCUCCGGUGGCCACAAUUUUUAUCUGGGCUGGCGCACUCAUAGCAGCGGCUCCCCGUGCAGUGUUUGCAGACCUGAAAAAUGUAGGCAACGACACAGCAUGUCUGCUCCGUUUCCCAGAUGGUACAGCCUUGCUUGGAAUAAACCAGCUCCUGCGAGUGGUGCUGGGAUUUCUGCUGCCCUACGCCACCAUAAUCCUCUCCUACCUACUUCUGCUGCGCUUCCUCUGUCGGCAUAAAGUGAAGGGCAGCAACUCUCGGCGAAAGACUGAUAUUUCAAAAUCUGUGGCAGUGGUAGUGCUUUCAUUCUGUGCCUGCUGGUUCCCCUACAAUGUCCUCACAUUUUGGAGUGUCCUGAUCCAACUUGAUAUUGUUGGUAUCAGCCCCUCAUUCUACUUGGCUCAAACAUACUUUUUCCCUCUGGCCAACUGCUUGGCUUUCGCCAGCAGCUGCUUUAACCCCGUCAUCUACUGCCUGGUGAGAAAAGAAUACCGUGUUGCCCUCCAUAACAUGAUCUGCAAAUUGAGCCUGGCUUUUAUGUCCAAGAUGCCCUAUGGCAUUAAUUCUGAGGAGGCGUCGGGACAAACUGGGCAACUGGCCAUUCCACUCAAUAACAUGUACAGCGAGACAAUCCAAACUGACACACGGAGCUAUGCACCUCUGUCAACUCUUCCAGCAGUGGUGUUCACCCUGAAAAGGCACAACCAACACUAACUCUAACUCUUAACAUUUUACACCCAUACUGUAGUUUUAGGUAACAAGGAUGGUAUACCUGUCUUUUCCUCUAAGGAUGUAUGUACAGUAUGUAUAUUUCAGAUCAGUUGUUAACAAGCUGCACCUAAGCUUUUGUGGGUCUUGUAUCAUACAGUUUGAGCUUUGUGAAUGGACUGCACUACAUGGGUCUUAUUCAGUGGAGGCACAAUAAAAGCUUUUUAGGUAAAUUCAUUCACUAAUUCACUACAAAUUUAACUACAAAUUUCUAUGUGCAAGAUUAGCCUUCUGUUACUUUUCAUCUCCAUCGUCUUAUUAUUGUUGUAUUAUUAACAUGAAAUACUAUUCGAAAGCUUAUUAUUGUGUAAAACUAAUGUACAAAUGUCCACUACUGCAGUUUAGAACAAAUAACAUUGCUGCACUUUAUGUCUGGAUUGUGGUUGUCACAUUUUUGUCAUUUAUUUGAAUAGAAAUUAAUAAAUAAAAUAUUCCUAACUUGAGCUUUUUACUACUUAUUGUGUUUUGCAUGUUACCCAGUCCCACAACAGGUUUGCUCCUUAUAAUGUGCAGCAAAAAUUCUAUAUUUUAUACAUUAUAAAUAAUCACACUUGUCUAGGGUGGAAUGAAAAAUAUGAAGGAAGAUGGAAUUGUUGUAUAUUGCUGCAGUUUAAUGACUUUCUACAUGAAAUCAAAAUUUUGUCAUGUUAAAAAGUACAAAAAAUAUAAUUUAACAUCCAAAAUAAAAUGAAAGCUACUGUAUGACCAAUACUGUGAAAACAAAAAAUCCCAAUCUGCCAUUUAUUUUUCUGUCUGUGAUCCCAGUACACCACAAGAUGGUGUUGUUGUCCAACUCAAAAAAACUGAAAGCAGCUUAACCUCAUCUGACACACGUUGAUUGCAGCACAAAUACAACAAUAGGUACAUAAUAAAGUAAAAUGAAUAAAUUAUAAGAAAUAUUUUAAAUACAAUAUAAUGAUAUAGCAUGAAAAAUAAUUAAGUAUAGAAGGGCAUUUGGUGCCAAAAAUUAAAAGAUAAAGUGUCUCAGUGAUGUGGUUAAAGUGACAGAGAUGGGCUAAAUAGCAGGAAAGUCGUCAACUGUAUGUUAACAAUGUAGACAGACUAAUAUAUCACAUGAUUAUGAUAUGAUUAAGUAAAGGUACAUAGUGUUUGUCUGUAUUGAUGUAGAAAUGUCAUAGAAAUAGAAUAAACAUGUUAUCAUGAUGUAAAAAUCAGUGUAACAUAUUAAUGUAUGUGUGUAACUUGACUUCUUCUCCAGAGCCUUUGUGCUCCACUGUCUCUUAAGUUAACUCGUAUUCAGCGGUGCCUGGAUAGCGUGACGUGUGUGGUUGUGCAGCCGUGGUCCUGCCAGAUGCCUCCUGCUGCUGCUGCUGCCAUCAUUAGUCAUUAGUCAUACUUCUACUGUUAUUAUACACAUAUGAUUAUUGUCACAUAUGUAUACUAUCAGAUAUUAAUAUAUACUUUCAACAUAUUGUACCACAAUAGCCAGAAUUAUAAAUAUAAUAUUAUUACUUUCAUUAAUGUUGUUGUAAGCUAUUACCAUUACCGUCUGUCCUGCAUCUCUCCCUGUCUCCCUCUCUCUCUCUCUCUCUCUCUCUCUUUCUGUGUCAUUUUGUCAUACGGAUUACUGUUAAUUUAUUAGGUUGAUCUGUUCUGUACAACAUCUAUUGCACGUCUGUCCUUCCUGGAGAGGGAUCCCUCCUCAGUUGCUCUUCAUGAGGUUUCUAACACAUUAAUUUUGUAAAACUUUGUCAUAUUUGUCAUAUAGUGCAUAAAUUCUUGAGUUAUGGCCAAAAAGAAAAAUGUUUUGUGAGGUCCUAGUGAGCUGCAUCUUUGAUCAGCAAAUUCUAAUCAGGACAUUCUUGAGUCCAAGUAGAAGUCUGAUUUGAUUUAAAUAAAGUCAUAGUAUAGUAUGUAAAAUUUCAUUUAAAAAGCCACAGUAUAGUACACCAUAAGAUUUCUUAAAUUUAACUCUAAUUGGCAACUGGGUGGCACUAUAACAACAGAAAAAUGCUUAAAAAUGGCUAAGAUGCGACCGAUUGUUGUGGCUCCCCCUGUGGCUGAAUGUUGUUUGUUUUUCCUAAUAUUUGGUAUGACUAAGUCAUGGUAUGGUAUGCUGUAUAUAAUCACAGAAACUGUCAGUGUGUCAUUCUGUCAGUCAGUCAUUCUGUCUGUCCCAUGUUUGACAAAUGAUACCAUUUUACCACUAUUGGUAAUGGUACUACUGUACUU
This is a messenger RNA of Epinephelus fuscoguttatus (brown-marbled grouper), 5011 nucleotides long. Its product is annotated as relaxin-3 receptor 1-like. The transcript has 2 exons. Lineage: Eukaryota; Metazoa; Chordata; Actinopteri; Perciformes; Serranidae. Gene Ontology annotation, cellular component: membrane. The record is from RefSeq and is a predicted model, not a curated record. The coding region runs from base 1541 to 2764 and encodes 407 amino acids. Gene Ontology annotation, molecular function: G protein-coupled receptor activity. Gene Ontology annotation, biological process: G protein-coupled receptor signaling pathway; immune response.